AUGGGGGGUUCUGGAAAUUAUGGAGUUGUGGAUAAACUGCGAGUGGAAUAUUCGCCUUCCCCGUUAGCUGCUGGAGGAAAUGUCAGCCCAGAAAUAAUUUGCAUAAAUUUAAUUCGUCGAAUUCAUUCAUCUGGAUUUAAAUUUCUUCGCCAUCUGCAGAUCAUCUUGGUGGGUGUCAUCAUUGGUGCCUCCUGCCAAGGUCCUCAUUAUCCGUCGUCACAUCGGGCGGCGAUCUUGAGCGAUGCGCGGUAUCUCGCGGGUGAUGGCACAUUCGGCGCGGCGUAUUCUCAAGAGGACGGCGUGGAGUUCAAAGAGGAGAGCGACGUGGAGGGCAAUCGACGAGGAUCAUACUCAUACGUGGAUCCGAACGGGCAGAGGCACACUGUGACCUACACGGCAGGAAAGAACGGCUUCCAGGCGACCGGGGACCACAUCCCCAGUGCACCCCCGCCGGUGCCACCGCAGCCGGAGUACGUGCCGUUGUCGCAAUACAAUCCGCCGGAUUAUCAGCCCCCCAGCUAUGCACCACCGCCCCCUCAACAAUACGCGCGACGCUAUCAAUCGGAUUAUGAGCAGCAACCUGUCGUUUAUCAGCCACGAUUUCAGCCGCAAUAUCAGUAUCGACCGCUACCGCAACCACAGCCUCAACCGCAACUGCAGCCGCAGCCACAGGUGCAGCCUCACUAUCAUCAUCCUCCGGAAUUGCAGAGUAUACCCUCGUAUGCGCCUUCGAGGUCGUACUAUCAGCCUCAGCCCCAACCGCGCCCCGCGCCGCAGUACAAUGCGAUAACGACACCGGCGCCCCGCAAUUUCUACCCACCGGGGAAGCUCGAUUUCAAUCGGACCCCCGAUGGCUUUUCCUACAUGUUCAUCAAAAGUUAGAUGGCAAGUAAGUCAAGAUUAUGAGAAACAAUAAAGUAUCUGCCAUAAUAUUCUCUCAUGAAACUUUUCUGAUAAAAUUCGUAAUUUUGCAAAAAACUUUAAAAAAGAAAGGGUGAAAUGCGUUAUUAAUCAGAAAGUAAUUAAGAAUUCAAAUAUUAAUUUUGUCAAAAUAUGUAAAAUUUUUAGAAUAUCGUAAAAUUGAGAAAUAUAUUAAGUAUAAUAUGUUUUAUAUAUUAUAUUAAGAUAUCUCUUGCUCUUUUUUAAAAGUUGUAUCAAUAGAAUAGAUUUUAUAUUACAUACUUUAAUGUCACUGCGUGACUGCAUCUAUUUUAGCGUGGAACGUAAAAGCCUAAAAUGCCGAGGAAAGUAGAAUCGAACGGCUUUUAUUUUGUUCACUCAUGCAACAUCGAUACAUUGCCUGGCAAUUUCCUGCGCGUAAAUGCGAGCACAAUCACGUGCUGCAUAGAAUCAUCUCACUUUCAUCCGGUAACCUUUGCGCUCUCCAGUAGUGUUGCAAUUGAGAAUCCCACGAUUCCGAAAGAAUUAUGGGAUACGCCCGAUACAUUUGUACAAGAGAGGUACAACAUAGGUUGGAAGCAUGAUAUUAUUCUCUCACGCGUUUCGAUCCGACGCCGCAAUUAUCGUGGUUAAUGUUAUUCGGUAUUAAUAUUGUAAUCAAAAUCUGUCUCCUUCAAUAAUGAGUGACGGUAUAUUUUAUGUUAAUGAAGAUAUUUCAAUUUUUUUCUUUUCACAUUUUUACACGCGUUGAAUAAAAUAUGGAACGAUUAUUAUCAUCUCUAAUAUAAUAUUAACUUUCACUAUAAUUGUAAUGAUUUGAUUGUAAUCUGCAUACAUUAUCAAACGCGAUUUUUAUUUGCCAUAAAAUACCGAUUUCUCUCCGCUCGGUUUUGUUCCGUGACGGACAGCGAUCGCCAACUGGAAACAGUAGAAAAUGGGAGACAAAGGAGCGAUUAUCUCAUUAUCCAGGCUUGCAAGUGAUAAUGCGAGUGUGCCACGCCAUCGACCACGAGGAAAUAAAAAUUACGAAGUCGAGGCAGUCGGCCAUUAUUAUUGUUAGCCAUAAUACGGGCGCGGCACAUGAUCACGGCAAGGCGAACAGGAAUACCCGAACAGGAACUCGGCAACCUUAUAGGUGGGCAGAAAGAAACGAGCAUACCGAGAUAUUUCACGUCAGCCUGACGUCGCCCGUGCAAAUGCAUUGUAAUAUCUCGAUAUGCGAUCAUGUUGAUCAUACUGCGUUUUUAUUACCGUUGCGACAUGUUCAACGUGUUAUCCUCGUGUUAUCCUCGCGUUACCUGCUUGACUCGGAGCUCAUAAAUCUGUAUGCGUAAAAUUAACGUCUGUCCAACAGACAUGAUAAGAUCUUGUGACUUUUUGAUCGUGUUUUAUUUAUAAAGGUAUAUUGGGUAUACAUUUCGUUCCGUAAUUAUGGCAGUAAUAUACAGACUCUGAUUAGCUGCGCGUGGACAUCAACAGUAUAAAAGUAGUCUAAAACGGCUGCUUACAGAGGCAGUGUGGCAAUCGAACAUUCGCACUCCUCGUAACGAAAGGGACGAUGAUCAAAUGAUAAUCGUCGUCUUAUCUUAAAAAAAAAAAAGAAAGAAAGA
Molecule: messenger RNA, 2510 nt
Organism: Ooceraea biroi (clonal raider ant)
Lineage: Eukaryota; Metazoa; Arthropoda; Insecta; Hymenoptera; Formicidae
Gene: CPR19
Product: cuticular protein 19
Cellular component (GO): chitin-based extracellular matrix
Molecular function (GO): structural constituent of chitin-based larval cuticle
Source: RefSeq, a predicted model, not a curated record